UAUUUAUGACUUAAAGGAAGAACGCUGCAGGUCCAGAAAUCUCCUCCCAGCCUGAGGAGGAAGAAAAACACUGCUUGAAUUUAUCAUUUGCCACUUGUCACCGUGACGUCAGCUCAGAGCUGAGCUCUGCACCUGUGGCUGGGACCUUAAAUAAGCUGACGCCAGAAGAGAAAGGCACUUUCUCUUAGGCUUAGCAGCAAGGGGCAGCAGCAGGCGAAGUGGCAAUGAGACGCUCUGUGUUCCUCGCUCUGUGGCUCAGCCUGGUGUUGAGCCUUUCGAAAGAAACAGCUGCUCAAGAACCUGGUAUCGAAUCAGCAACGACAACCCCAACAACAACAGAAUCCACUACUGCACCUACAACAACUCCUACUGCACCUACAACAACUCCUACAGCACCUACAACAUCUUCCAGCACAGCAGUGACGACAAGCUCACCAACUACAGAAUCCACUACUGCACCUACAACAACUCCUACAGCACCUACAACAUCUUCCAGCACAGCAGUGACGACAAGCUCAGCAACUACAGAAUCCAGUACUGCACCUACAACAUCUCCCAGCACAGCUGUGGUGACAAAUGCAACAUCUCCAGAAAACAGUACUACACCUACAAAAACUCCAGCCACGACAGAGGCAGAAACCUCACAACCUAUAGUGGACUUCUGCCAUGACUCUCCUUGUGGAAGAAAUUCGGCUAAAUGUAUUUCCUUAAACAGCAAUUUCACCUGUGAGUGCGAUUAUGGAUUCUACUACACAGAUAAGAAUUGUUACAGAGGACAAGUAUACCCAGCCACCAUUGAAGUGCAAAUGUCUUACACUGGUAGUAUUCCAGCUGUAAAUUCCACYGAGUAUGAAGAAUUGUUUUACAAAGUCUCAAAAUUUUUUGAAGGGGCCUUCAAAGAUCUAGACUACGAACAAACUGUCAUUGUGGAAAUUCGAUCUSUACAAAAAACCAGAAAUUCUCWUCCACUGAAUGUAACMGUGACUAACCUGUUCAUGUUGAAYGCAACUGUAAAUGACGCCUCAGUUKWUUCUGCAGUACAGAAUGCAAUAAGUACUGAAGGAGAUAGGUCCUUUGUCUCUACAUACAAAGCGGCAAAGCAUUGUGAUGUUUAUCAGUGUGAUACUAAUACCGCUGAGUGUUACGUGCAGGACACAUCUGACAUGACUCCAGAGUGCAAAUGCAAACCUGGUCUAGCAAAAACACAAUGGGAUGAUCGUUCUUGUUCAGUUUGCAGUGAAAGCUGUUCUGCAGAUAAACACAAGUACUGCGUAUAUAAAAACGGGGCUCCAUCAUGUGAAUGUAUGAUUAACUUUAAAAGAAAGGUUGACGACUGUGUGGCUUGUGCAGUGGGAUUCUCUGGGGAGAACUGCACGGACAAUAGUGAACUCAUCCUUAUAAUAGUGGGUACAGUGCUUGGAGCCAUUACCCUGAGUUUAGUGAUAGCAGUCUCCGUUAUUUCAGCCAGAGCAAACCGCAAACAAAAUCCAGAAAAGAGGAGACUGAUAAAGCCAGGAUAUUCCGACAGUGAUAUCUCUGAUAGCAGACCAAGCAUGUUYCCCAGGGUCCAGACCACUUCUGGCCAUGCAAACCCAGGAUAUCAGCCCAACAACCCCUACGAGAUGCGUCCCACAAAUAGAGGUCAUUUUCCAGAGAGGGAUUAUGAUGAUUUGUAUGAAAUAUCACGGGAGCCWGGGGGCUUUAGGAUGCAAAGCAGAUAUUGAGUGACCGGAGCAGUAGAAGGAUGGACAACCAUCACAACACUGGGUCAGAGCAAAGAGUUUCACAAACUCUCACCAAUGCAGUCACAUCAGCAGAAGAGACAACAACAUCCUUAACCCCAGAUUCUCUCAAGAUUUUYCAAAGGAAGACUCCUGCUUGAAAGAGAUUGUGGACAACUUUGAAAUAAGGGAAAAAUCGAACAGAGGGUAGAAAGAAGAAGAGGACUUCUUUUAAAAGAACUAAUGGGUUCCAAUAAACAUUAAACUUCUUUCAGGAGGCCAGUACAUUGGCAAGAGACUGAGUGGAGACAAGAUACCAGGAUAUUAACCCUUCUGGUUUUCAGUUCUUCUGGAAGAUGAUCCAGGCAGUAUGUGUGUGACGCUGAAAAAUGUCAAUACUCAGAACUGCUGGAUUUGUGCUUACUCAGUUUCAACUAUGGCUUUGGGCAGAUGAAAAUUGUUUUUCAUGAGAACCUGACCUUUUCACUUUACUGUAUCAGACACAGUUUUUUCACCCUCCUCAACCCCCUCAAUAUUUCCUAUCUGAAAGCAUUCUGUUCAGAUCUCUGCUGACAUGCAUUGUAUGAGACAAUGGCACUUGUCUGACCUUUUCCAUAUUUUCCAGCCUCCCUUCCCAAUACAAUGACAAGAUACAAUGUCUUCAAACAAACGCUAUUUUUCUUCAUCUUGCAAAACGGCGUUGAUUUUACAUUUUUAGCUCCUGUGGAAAAUGUUAGCAUUUUUUUUUUCUCUUGCAGUCUUUAUGUUUUAAUUAUCAUAA
This is a messenger RNA of Malurus melanocephalus (red-backed fairy wren), 2502 nucleotides long. RefSeq names its product mucin 13, cell surface associated (gene MUC13). The coding region runs from base 225 to 1724 and encodes 499 amino acids. The record is from RefSeq and is a predicted model, not a curated record. The transcript has 16 exons. NCBI's taxonomy places the organism in Eukaryota, Metazoa, Chordata, Aves, Passeriformes, Maluridae.